Mytilus trossulus (common blue mussel) is the source of this 1179-nucleotide messenger RNA. Its product is annotated as superoxide dismutase [Cu-Zn]-like. The record is from RefSeq and is a predicted model, not a curated record. The transcript is spliced from 6 exons. Gene Ontology annotation, biological process: superoxide metabolic process. The coding region runs from base 332 to 796 and encodes 154 amino acids. NCBI's taxonomy places the organism in Eukaryota, Metazoa, Mollusca, Bivalvia, Mytilida, Mytilidae. Gene Ontology annotation, molecular function: copper ion binding.
UAUUAAAUUAUGCAGACUUUGCCUGGUGUUAUCGUUAUUGGCGGCAUAUUCUCAUACAAAGUCAGUUACAAAAAAGCAAGAUGAUACGGCGGAAUUAGUAUGUAAAAAUGAUAAACAAAUUAUAAUUCAGGUUGCAGAUUACGGAAACAAACCUGGGAAACCAGACUAUUGUUACGAUCCUAAUGCAGAAACAAUUGUCAAAGAUCUUUGUGAUAGAAAAAGAAGUUGUACCGUAGUCGCUGAUGACUCUACGUUUCCAAAUUCAACAUGUACAGUGAAUGACAAACAGAAGUUAAAGAUCAAAUACAUAUGUGAAAAAAGUGAGAAAGUUAUGAUAAAAGCCAAAUGUGUCGUGGAGGGAACUUCCAUAAAGGGGACUGUCUUUUUCACUCAAGAGAAUAGUAAUUCACCAGUCAGAGUGACAGGGGCCUUCAUUGGUUUAAGAGCUUCAGUACAACAAGGUUUUACCAUUUAUGAGUUUGGAGACAUCACAAAUGGUUGUCUUAGCGCAGGAGAACAUUAUAAUCCAUUUGGAAAGACACAUGGUGCACCAGCAGACGAGGAACGGCAUGUUGGUGAUCUAGGCAAUAUACUUGCAAGUGUUUCGGGGAAGGCAACAAUUAAUUUUACAGACACAAUGAUAUCCCUAACUGGCCCCCAGUCUAUCAUAGGAAGAACAGUAGUUGUCCAUGGAGAUAGAGAUGAUCUGGGUUUAGGUGAAGAUGAGACUAGCAAGACAACAGGAAAUGCUGGAAGUCUGGAAGCUUGUGGCAUCAUUGGUAUUGCAGAGGUGUAAUGGCUUUAAUUCAUUGUUGAUUGCCUUACGUCGCAUUAGGACACAAAAACUAUAUAUAUUGGUGAAGUAAUGCCUUUGAAUGAAAAAUAAUAGUUUAUUGAAUAAAUGCGGCGCAUUUUAACACAUAUGGGUUGAAGGCAUACAUAAAGGAACAUAUAAUGGUUUACUUUGAUUAAUUGUUAUUUGGAUGGAGAGUUGUCAUUGGCACUCACACAUCUUCCUAUAUCUAUAUAAUAAUUUUACAAUACAUAAAAGACAUCAAAUGAACAAAACAUUAUAUACAUAUAUGUAUCUAUCAUGCAGUUGUUGAGUCCACCCUCCUCAGUGACCAUGACUUUUUUACAAAUGGAGCUGCAUACUACAUAAUUGACUGACACGAAAUA